AUGAUCGAAGGGAACUUGAAUGAAGCACAAUACAUACAGAUAUUGGAAGACGACAUGUUACCGUCUGUGACUGCAGUGUUUGGAGAAGAGCCGUUUUGGUUCGUCCAUGACUGCUUUCCAGUCCAUACUGCAAGACUAACAUCCCAAUGGAUGGAGGAGCAUCCACAGGUGCAGGACAUGGGAUGGCCGGGGAGAGGGGCAGAUCUAAACCCUAUAGACAACAUUUGGGUGGAGCUCUGUCGCGAGCCUAUUCAGGCGGCGACUCCCAGCGACCUUUGGCAAGUCGUCCAAGGUCGUUGGGAGAAACUGCGUGAAGGCAUACUUUGCUUAAAAUGUUGUGGCAAUUAUGCCUGCACGCAUGAAUAA
Centruroides sculpturatus (bark scorpion) is the source of this 366-nucleotide messenger RNA. RefSeq lists its product as uncharacterized. Bases 1 to 366 code for a protein of 121 amino acids. NCBI's taxonomy places the organism in Eukaryota, Metazoa, Arthropoda, Arachnida, Scorpiones, Buthidae. The record is from RefSeq and is a predicted model, not a curated record. Gene Ontology annotation, molecular function: nucleic acid binding. The transcript has a single exon.